Molecule: messenger RNA, 1584 nt
Organism: Camellia sinensis
Lineage: Eukaryota; Viridiplantae; Streptophyta; Magnoliopsida; Ericales; Theaceae
Source: RefSeq, a predicted model, not a curated record
UUAAUUAAGUGUAAUUCAAUUAAGAUACUACAUAAUUAGUGCAAAUCUAAUCCUAAUUAAAAGUGUGAUGUGCUGGAACUAUUUUAGUGUGUAUGUGUGCAUCUCCCCUCUAUCUUCUGAGCCCCUAUUUUUACUGGUGUUCUCCUCCCUCUACUCCUAUUUACUACCAUUAUGGAAUCUCCAGAUGCUCAUGCUGCGAUUGAGCUUGAGGAGGGGUCUGAUGAGAGUGUUGAUAACUCUAAUUUGUGUUUGGUUGGCAAGAUUUUGACUCAGAAGGUCUUGCAUAAACCUAUUGUCUCACGUAUUAUCCAAAAUGCUUGGAAGAUUUGAAAGGCAGUGGUCAUUUCACCCUGGGCAGAUAAUGUGUAUCUAUUUCGUUUCGAAAAUGCUAAGGACAGACAGAAGGUUCUCCGGGAAGCACCUUGGUCGAUAAUGGGUAAUCUUUUGGUUUUACAAGCUUUGAUAACGGGAAGUUCAGUUUCAGAGAUGGAGUUUUCCCAUUGCCCCUUUUGGGUCCAAGUUCAUGGAUUACCAUUGGAUAGGAUGACCAGGCGCAAUGGCCAAAUCAUUACGAGCAACAUUGGGAGUCCGAUAGGGGUUGAAGGCCCGCAUGAUGGGCUUCUUCUGUACCGUAGUUUCUUGAGGAUUAGGGUAGAUAUUGAAGUCACAAAGCCCCAUCCAAUAGGUUUUCACUUGAAGAGAAAGGACCCAAUUACCUCGGACGUUUCAGAGAAAUGGGUGGAUUACAAGUAUGAAAGAUUAUCUGAUUUCUGCUAUGAUUGUGGAAGGAUUGGGCAUGACAACCAAUCCUGUAAGUUUGUGUCUCCUGAGGCAAGACGACACUCGGGCUAUGGUCCAAAUCUCAGAACUGGGGUGGCCUCUACGCUAAGGCUACCACCGGAAUACUAUCACCGACUGACUGAUGAGAUGGAAGCAAACUUGAGGUCGUUACUCCGGCGGACUCCAGCUUCGGUAACCGUGGCUGAAAACCCAACUUCGGUGGGUGUGGAGGGGACGAGUGGCAUCCUCCACUCUUUCGACGAUCGGGGCCAGAGCAGGCCGUUGUGUACCACCCUGGGGUACGUGGCCUUGAUGACUUGGGGAAGAAGCUUAAUUCAAAUUCUUCUAGAAAGGCCACCCCUCAGCCUAGGAAAAAUGUGUCACCAACUGAUGAGGCUAGUCCUAACUUAUUUCCUUUAAUUAUACCAAGGAUUAUUAGCCCAGAUAGCUCUGGUCCUCAGUUUGGUGGACCAGCCUACUUUGUUACUGAACCAACAGAGAGCCCAUCAACUAUUCCUAGCCCACCCUCUGGUUUUUCUCAGUGCCUUUCUCCCCUUUAUGAAUCUAGCCCAGCUCGCAGCCCUUUCCUUGCCCAAAAAAUUUAUCCCUCUGUGCCAAUGUCCCCACCACCCUUCUCUCCCAUGUUUUCAAUGGGCUAUCACUUAAACGAAAAAAGCUCCAGAGGAUGUCCACCAGGCCCAGUUUCCAUCCAAACUUCUUAAACUUACCUCUGAGACUCCAGUUGACUUUUUCCACUCUACUGCAAACCAGAAAACCCUCGCAAUUCACCCACAUAAAGUGUAG